Molecule: messenger RNA, 3264 nt
Organism: Musa acuminata subsp. malaccensis (wild Malaysian banana)
Lineage: Eukaryota; Viridiplantae; Streptophyta; Magnoliopsida; Zingiberales; Musaceae
Product: leucine-rich repeat receptor protein kinase HPCA1
Biological process (GO): protein phosphorylation
Molecular function (GO): protein kinase activity; ATP binding; protein binding
Source: RefSeq, a predicted model, not a curated record
CAUGAAUUGUUCUUAGCUACUACGAUGACCAAAGAGAUGGUCAGAAGUCCAAUUCCAAUAUUUUAUUGAGAAUGUAUUACCAACAAGAGCUUCUUGCAUGAUGUUAAGAGACUUAAAUGGAUCACAAAAUAGUUUGGCGUUCAAGACAACUCCAAGAUCUCGGCAGGCUACUUGCCAUUGCAAACUUCCAUCUUCGUGAUUGAUUCUUCAACCUUCGACUCCAAGUUCUGGGUUGACUCUGCUGGCCUUCUGAUAUGGAAAUUGGGCUCUCGACGUUGUUGGUGAUACUUACAGGUCUCCUUCAUCUUGGUUCCGGCGACACAGAUCCUAAUGAUGCUGCUGUUCUGCGAUCUAUGCUGAAUCAAUGGGAAAAUGCUCCACCAACCUGGGGGCAGUCGGAUGAUCCCUGUGGCACGCCAUGGGAAGGAGUUUCUUGCGACAGCACCAGGGUGACCGCGCUGAGACUGUCGACGAUGGGCAUCAAAGGUACAUUAAACGGCGACGUAGGCCAGCUCACCCAAUUGCAGUCUCUGGACUUGUCAUACAACGGAGGUCUCAGCGGUCCACUCUCUGCAAGUAUCGGAAAUCUGAAGCAGCUUACCACUUUCAUCUUGGCUGGCUGUAGCUUCAGUGGCAGCAUCCCACAGGAAUUAGGCAAUCUGAAGCUGCUCUCCUUCUUGGCUCUGAAUUCGAACAAGUUUAGCGGUCGGAUUCCUGCUUCGUUGGGUCUCCUAUCUAACCUGUAUUGGCUAGACCUAGCAGACAACCAGUUGACUGGAUCUCUCCCUAUAUCAACGAACUCCACUCCGGGUCUGGACCUUCUUGUCGGCACGAAGCACUUCCAUUUCAACAAGAACCAGUUAUCAGGAGAAAUUCCAGAACAACUAUUCAGCUCCCAGAUGACGCUAAUACACAUACUCUUCGACUCGAAUCAAUUUACUGGUUCAAUUCCAACCUCGCUGGGACUGGUGAAAUCGCUGGAGGUUCUUCGGCUCGACAAUAACAAUUUGGGAGGUCUAGUUCCAUCCAAUAUCAACAAUCUCACGAGCAUCAACGAACUGAACUUGGCGAACAAUGAGCUAACAGGAUCGCUGCCGGAUCUGACAGGAAUGAACAACCUCAAUUACGUGGAUCUGAGCAACAACUCCUUCAGUCCUUCAGAAGCUCCAGGGUGGUUUACAACAAUAGAAUCGCUCACCGCCUUAGUCAUUGAAUCUGGGGGUCUUUUAGGCCAAAUUCCAGAGGGGUUGUUCAGCUUGCCUCAAUUGCAACAAGUGUUACUAGAUAAUAAUCAAUUCAAUGGUACACUGAACAUGAGCAGCAUCGUUGGCUCCCAACUACAGCUCGUAAGUUUCACCAACAACUCCAUCACUGGUAUCGUGUCAGCAUCCAGUUACAGUAACACUCUGAUGCUUUAUGGAAAUCCGGUGUGCAAUUCUUCACCUGUAAACACCGCAGUCUACUGCCUCCUCCAGCAACAGCAGAAAAAGCCAUAUACAACCAGUUUAGCCACAUGCGGUUCUAUUUCAUGCCCCCAAGACCAGAAGCUUGACCCUCGGAGUUGUUCUUGUGCCCAUCCAUAUGAAGGGUCGAUGGUCUUUAGAGCGCCGUACUUCCGAGAUCUCACGAAUGCCACAUUGUUCCAACAACUAGAGAAGAGUCUGUGGACUAAUCUGAGCCUCGCUCCAAGUUCAGUAUACAUAUCCGAUCUCCACUUCAACAGUGAUAAUUAUCUUGAGUUGAACUUGGCUCUGUUCCCGUCGAAUGGAAUGUACUUCAACAGAUCAGAAGUUCUAAGAAUUGGGUUUGAUCUAAGCAACCAAACCUAUAAACCUCCUACCAUAUUUGGACCAUAUUAUUUCCUGGCACUCCCAUACACCUUCUCAGGUGGGACUAGUGGAAAGACAACCAUAAGCACAGGCGUUAUUGCUGGGAUAGCUGCUGGUUGCAUUGUUCUUGUAAUUGGACUUGUUUGUGUUGGGAUCUAUGCUUUACUUCAAAAGAAAAAGGCUAAUAGAGCUUCGAUACAAAGCACACCUUUUGCUACAUGGGGAUCCGGUGGCAAAGAUGAUGGCAGCGCACCUCAACUCAAGGGAACGAGAUGGUUUCCUUUCGACGAGAUCAAGAAGUGCACCAACAAUUUCUCAGACGCUAAUGAAAUCGGCUCCGGAGGUUACGGAAAGGUCUACAGAGGAAUCCUUUCGAGUGGGCAGAUGGUUGCAAUCAAGAGAGCGCAGCAAGGAUCCAUGCAAGGAGCACUGGAGUUCAAGACAGAGAUUGAGCUGCUUUCUAGGGUUCAUCACAAAAAUCUAGUUGACCUCGUAGGCUUUUGCUUUGAACAAGGAGAACAGAUGCUGGUGUAUGAAUACAUCCCUAAUGGAACAUUGAGGGAGAACUUGAUAGGGAGAGGUGGGAGACAGUUGGACUGGAAGAAGAGACUCAAAAUUGCUCUGGGCUCAGCUAGAGGGUUAGCUUAUCUUCAUGAAUUGGCCAAUCCCCCCAUAAUUCACAGAGAUGUCAAGUCCACCAAUAUCCUUCUGGAUGAAAGCCUCGAUGCAAAGGUUGCAGAUUUUGGCCUCUCAAAACUAGUAUCAGACAGUAAAAAAGGACACGUUUCCACCCAAGUCAAGGGAACACUGGGUUACCUGGAUCCUGAGUAUUACAUGACUCAACAGCUCUCGGAGAAGAGUGAUGCGUACAGCUUUGGUGUAGUCAUGCUGGAGCUGAUAUCUGCAAGGCAACCAAUAGAGAAGGGCAAGUACAUAGUUCGCGAAGUUAGGAUGGCGAUCAACGACUACGACGAAGAGUGGUAUGGCCUCAAGGAGAUGGUGGAUCCGGCGAUGCGGAACACAGGAAAUCUCAAAGGGUUUCGGAGGUUCGUGGAGUUAGCAAUGAGAUGUGUGGAAGAGUCAGCUGCCAACAGGCCGACGAUGAACGAGGCGGUGAAGGAGAUCGAGACGAUUUUGCAGAGUAAUGGAUUUAACACACAAGCAAGCUCAUCAUCCUCGUCCACCACAGACUUUGGCAACUCACACGGCUCUCCUCGUCAUCCUUAUUCUGAUCACACGCAAAGAACCGAGGAAAGCAGCGGCGCUUUCGACUAUAGUGGUGGGUAUUCAGCAAAAAUUUUGCCCAAGUAGUGUGGAGAUUUGACAUUCUUUAUUUUGGUUCCUCGUUCCUUUUCUGUCUCAAGGUCUAUACAGAUUCAGCAAUGCUAUAUGAAACAUCAAUCUGCGGAGAAUAUUUCACUCAUUAUUUUGUUUU